This is a messenger RNA of Cannabis sativa, 1416 nucleotides long. RefSeq lists its product as uncharacterized. The transcript is spliced from 2 exons. NCBI's taxonomy places the organism in Eukaryota, Viridiplantae, Streptophyta, Magnoliopsida, Rosales, Cannabaceae. Bases 300 to 1208 code for a protein of 302 amino acids. The record is from RefSeq and is a predicted model, not a curated record.
AGCAUAAUUCAAAAUAAGUAUAUUUUACGGUGAUGCUUUUAAGCUGAAUAACUUGCAAACUUUUUCCUUUUUUUCAUCACAAAAUAUUUCUAAUAAAACUUGACGAAGACAAGUGUAAGAAAAAUAGCAAGAAUGAGACAUUUACUUGCUCCUUCCCAUCAAAGACGGCAAUUGACUUAAGGCCCUAUAUUAAAACAUAUUGUCCAAUAAACGACAUAAACUAAGUCCCUCUUCCAUAUAUACUCCAUUGCUCACACACCAUAAUAUCACAAACAAACUAUAACCUUUCUCAACAAAGCAUGCUUAUUCACCAACAAAAAUUCCAUGAAGCUCACCUUUGUUCUUCUGUUCUAACCUUGAAGAUGCACGCCAGACCAAGCAGCACCAGUGAGCAAGAAUUCGCAUUCUGGGGUGAUGAGCAUCCUGAUCAUUUUAGCAGUGGUGGCAGAGAACCAGAGUUUCAAGGUAACGCCAAUUCUGAAGAAGAAGAAGAAGAAGGCUUUAGAGUUUACUCACCUCCAUUAUGGAAGACUAACCGUUCUAGUAGUAAAAAAGAAUCUUUACCUUUGCUUCCACAUAACCAUCAUUACAGUAAUCUCUCUUCAAAUUCAAGGAGACAAGCAAUAAUAGAUGGUAGAAAAGAGCUUAUGGAGAUGGUUCAACACUUACCUGAAUCUUGCUACGAGCUCUCCCUGAAAGAUAUUGUUGCAGAGGAACAUAGUUUGCAGGAGGGUGAAGAAGAUUCAAGUACUGUUGCCAAAGAUGAGACUUUUGAUGAAUUCAAGGCCAAAGCACCACUUAUAAAGCUGAAUAGAAAGAAAGACAUUAAAAAAGGUCAGAUAACAAGGACAGUAAGUUUGGAAAGUGAAACUUUUCUUAUAAAGUCAUUCCUUCCUUCAUCUCUAGGCUUAAAGAAGAAAGCAAAAAGCGCGAGAGAUCCUUCGAUCAAGUCAUCCGAGGAAACUGAGAGCGAUAUAUAUAAAGUGGGGUCAAUAAAGAGAAUUUUUGUUGCAGGGAGAAGGAAUAAGAUUUGCAGAAAUAGUACUAAUGGGAGCACUAGUAGUAGCCACAGUAGCAGCAGCAGUAGCACCAGCACCAGCACCAGCAUCACCAGAUUAGCUAGUGAGAUCGAUUUCAUACCGGGUUGCUGGUCCUUGUUCUCUACAAGGAAAAGCAAAAGCAUGAGAGAAAAAGGAUGCACCUACUGAAUGAGGAAGCCCUCCACCAAUCCUUCCACCAGAUACUAACCAACAGUAGAAACAGAAUAUUUAGUUUAAAGAAAUUACUGUAACCAACGUUUGCAUGUAAAUAAUCAAACCAUACUUUUUUGUUGAUACAUAUUGCACUUGCAAUGUAAUAGAAUCAAGUGAAAACUAGGAUGAUUGAGAACAGUGAAAGAAAGAGGAUUCCCAUGAA